CAGAAGUCAGCUGUCUGACACAAGUAGCUUCAAGCGGAAAUUAGAAAGAAACCCAACUUAUCUUCAGUUUUAGAUCUGCUGCACCACCCACUAAGUUAAAACUGUCUCUGUUUGAGUUUUCAUGUGACGUGUAAAAAUACAGCCUUCGUCGGAAACUCAUUUUUUUCCUCUUUUUUUUUGCCUUAGCUACUAGCAUGUUAGCUUUAUAAAAUGGGGGAUCGAGGGUGCAGAGCCUGUUCGAACAAAAGAUGAAGAGAAAGAUUUAUGGCAAAGCCUGACCACAAAACCUCCCGGUGGAGAUUCUGACAUCCACCAGUGGCCACUAUAAAUAUGUCACCGCGUAAAAGACCCUUGGUUCCUGUAAGCAACCGGCGGAAAGCUGUGGACGACUACUUUCCUUUCAACUUCCUGCCAGUGGAGUGCCAGCUACAUGUGUUGUCUUUCCUGAAUGAGGUGGAUAAAUGUAGUUGUGCUCUCGUUUGCUUGAGCUGGAGUUGCCUUGUUCGUUCAUGGAAGCUCUGGCGGGUCGCUGAUUAUUCCCGUCGAGGAGUCUUCCACUUGGGGCAAGAGGGACUGCUUGUGUCCAACCGUGAGUUUGAGAGAUGGAAAUCCUGGGUUCACCUCUACACUCACCAUCUAAUCUCGCGCCGGGCCAGCCUUCUCACCCUGAAAGCCAGCUUUGAUUUGGGUGAUCGCUGCAACAAGUGGGGCGACCUACUAAGCCAUCUUUUGGAUAAUGUCCACUGCAGGGACCUCAGCCAGCUAGACCUCAACUGGACGUUUACGCUUCUUGAACCGCUGGACCUCAGGGUUCAUUCCAGCUCCAGUUCGCACCAGGACAGCAUCACUAAGAUGGACCAGGUGAGCAAUUUCCAGCAGCUGAUGACCAAACUCACGCAGAGCUGUCCUCGUAUCACCAAGAUGAGGUUACACUUUGACUGGUCAGAUUUGUCUGUGUCUCUGCUCACCCAAUUCCAGCAGCUUAAAGUCCUUGAACUGAAGUACUUCUGGGUCUUUAAAGGAGUGACUCCAUCCACACUGCAGACUCUAACAACAUCCCUUCCUAACCUAAAAUCUCUUACUUUACACAUCCUGGUGCCACUGAGGAAUCUCGGUAUUUCCUACACUCUGGAGUCACUUUCCUUGGAGUUUUUGGACGUAUCACCCAGCAGAGGCCUGGUUUUUUCGUGCCUAAAGCUGCCUGCUCUGCGUGAGCUCCGAGCCAAGAAAAUUGUGCGUGGUAUCACAUUGGACAGGCGCACCAGGUUGAGGAUCCAGAGUCGAUGGCCAUGUUUGUAUCAUGUCCUUCGGGAAGGGACGCCGAGACUCCAGGCCCUUAACAAUGAGAGACUCCUCCCUACGUGGAGAGAGAAGAGCUAUGGGGAACUAUCAGCCAUUUUAGAAGGGUCCUGUUAUUGUGUCCAACAUUUAGACAGCUGGCUGUGGUAACCGACUCUGUGAAUGUUCUCUUAUUGCUGUAUUAUUGUUUUCGUUUAGUGACAAAAAGUACUAUCACAUAAGUGAAGUGACGCUUGAUGUGGAAACACCCACCAUUGGUUCGUUCCACAUCAGUUGUAAUGUAGCUUGACUAUUCCAGCUUUUUGUUUGCACAGCCUAAACAUAAAAAACAUCAAGUUAAACAUAAUGGGUAAUCAGUCGUCAUACACUACCGUUCAAAAUUUGGAGUUAAAGCAACCCCAAACCUAUGAAUCGUAUUGUAUCAAAUGGGAUUUUUCAUCAUGUACACUCCGGUUCAAAGGUUUGGGGUCGCUUUGACCCAAAAAUUUUUAAUGAUAGUGUAUAUAUUCAUUUUCAGUCAAUUCAAACAAAAUGACAGAAGGACAACACUUCAAAACAGAAUAGAAACAACAGUAUUAAGAAUGUAAAACUUGUAAAAUAUUUCAGUUACAACGAUUAAUUCAUUAAAAUGGAUAGAACAGCGGCCUCCAUAAUAAUGGGUACUCAUAAUAAAUUCAACCCCCCCCCCCCCC
Molecule: messenger RNA, 1991 nt
Organism: Corythoichthys intestinalis (scribbled pipefish)
Lineage: Eukaryota; Metazoa; Chordata; Actinopteri; Syngnathiformes; Syngnathidae
Exons: 3
Coding region: 331-1449 (372 amino acids)
Biological process (GO): protein polyubiquitination; SCF-dependent proteasomal ubiquitin-dependent protein catabolic process
Cellular component (GO): SCF ubiquitin ligase complex
Molecular function (GO): protein binding
Source: RefSeq, a predicted model, not a curated record